AUGGCAUAUUACUUUAUAUUUAUCUAUGUCUUCAGAUGCGUCUAUCUACCUCUUUUUAGAUACAUCUAUCUAUCUAUCUAUCUAUCUAUCUCUUUUCAAAUAUAUACGUUUAUCUAUCUAUCUAUCUAUCUAUCUAUCUAUCUAUCUCUUUUCAAAUAUGUCUUUCUCUUUUCAGAUCCGCGUAUCUCUUUUCAUUCACAUCUAUUUUAUCUCUUUACAAAUACAUCUAUCUAUCUAUCUAUCUAUCUAUCUAUCUAUCUAUUUUUAAAUAGAUCUAUCUAUCUAGUUUCAGAUACGUUUAUCUAUCUAUCUAUCUAUCUCUUUUCAGAAAAAAUACGUUUAUCUAUCUAUCUAUUUAUCUAUCUAUUUUCAAAUAUGUAUUUCUCUUUUCAGAUCCGCGUAUCUCUUUUCAUUCACAUCUAUGUAUCUUUCUAUCUAUCCAUCACUUUUCAGAUAAAUCUAUCUAUCUAUUUUCAGAUACGUUUAUCUAUCUAUCUACCCCUUUUCAGAAAAGUCUGUCUAAUUAUCUAUUUUCAGAUACCUCUAUCUAUCUAUCUAUCUAUCUAUCUAUCUAUCUAUCUAUCUAUCGAUUUAUUUAUUAUACCAUUCGUUGUAGUCUUAUUAUAA
Acanthosepion pharaonis is the source of this 627-nucleotide messenger RNA. The record is from the annotation of a GenBank genome assembly. NCBI's taxonomy places the organism in Eukaryota, Metazoa, Mollusca, Cephalopoda, Sepiida, Sepiidae.